UUGGCCGCGCCACAUGCUGUUACGUAAUACAAAGAAUUAAUGCCGAAAGUUAGUCUUGCCAUAUGACCCAUGGGGCUUGGCCGCCGGGGUUGUACAUCGUUGUUGCUAGGUCCCCAGACCUAUUUUGAGCCUCCAGGAGCAACAACCUGGCAGUAUUUAUUAAUCGCAUAUCACACAUGACGCCGACGUCUAAAUCAUCGACUCCAGAAGAGCACGAGCACGAUCCAUUCGUGCGUCAGGCAUUAGAGCAGGCUGCGUUCUGCGAACCUGUACCCACAGCAUUCUGUGUAGGAUGCAUCCUUGUGGUGCGUUUGCCAGACUCGGAACCAAUUGUGUUGUCCAAGGGUUUUUCGAGGGAAUUGCCAGGGAACACUCAUGCCGAGGCAAAUGCUUUGGCCAAGCUUGAGGGUCUCUCUUCCCUGCAGCUACAAUCUCUCGUUUCUCCAUGGCCAUGGGAAGCGGCACUAGUCAUAGAAGACCUUCUUCCCCUCGUAGACGUUUAUACCACGCUUGAACCAUGCUCAGUCAGAACAUCGGGCCUGCCUGCCUGCGCUGACGCCCUCAUUCGCGCCAGGAUCAGACGUUGCAUCAUAGGUGUACGAGAGCCAGAUGACUUCGUCAAAUGUGAGGGUGCGCAAAAGAUGAAAGAUGCCUGGUAUCGAGAGCAAGAAUGCUUAGACGCUGCCCGCAGAGGUCAUGAAAUCUAGACUACCUCCGACUAUCUCUGACCAGU
This is a messenger RNA of Suillus subaureus, 733 nucleotides long. RefSeq lists its product as uncharacterized. Bases 177 to 707 code for a protein of 176 amino acids. The transcript is spliced from 4 exons. NCBI's taxonomy places the organism in Eukaryota, Fungi, Basidiomycota, Agaricomycetes, Boletales, Suillaceae. The record is from RefSeq and is a predicted model, not a curated record. Gene Ontology annotation, molecular function: diaminohydroxyphosphoribosylaminopyrimidine deaminase activity.